Penicillium canariense is the source of this 1296-nucleotide messenger RNA. RefSeq names its product Alpha/Beta hydrolase protein. Bases 1 to 1296 code for a protein of 431 amino acids. NCBI's taxonomy places the organism in Eukaryota, Fungi, Ascomycota, Eurotiomycetes, Eurotiales, Aspergillaceae. The record is from RefSeq and is a predicted model, not a curated record. The transcript is spliced from 3 exons.
AUGUCUGGUUCCAAAGAUGAGCCCACCGGGGAACCGGGAAAAGAGGGAUUGGGGGAUAUCCUGUUCGAUCCAAAGGAGAAAGCUAAAGUAGACAUCAUCUUCGUCCAUGGCCUGGGAGGCAACAGGAUCGAUACAUGUAAGCAAUAUGGUCGUACCCAAAACCCAAGAGUCGCAAAGGAGGAAUUUGAACUCUGGCAUUUGCCGAACUAUAUGUCUCAUCAACUCUGCGAAUACAUAGGGACCUGGAAGAAUGAAGACCGUUCUCAAUUCUGGCCAAAGACCCUCUUGCCCACCGACUGCCCAACGGCAAGAAUCAUGUCGUUUGGGUAUAAUUCCGAUUUCGCACAUUUCUUCCCGAUGAUCGGCCCAAAGGGUAUCUCGCCCGAUCUGACGAUCGAUAAUUACUCGGCAUCUUUGUUCGACGCUCUGAUCGGGUUGCGAAAAAAGACCAACACAGCGGAGCGGCCUAUUAUAUUUGUCGCACACAGCCUCGGCGGCCUUGUCGUUGCGAAUGCACUUUCCCGGCCGCAUGGCACAGACGACGCUGCCAAAGAACUCGCUGAUCAAACGAUCGGUACCCUGUUCCUAGGCACACCAUUCCAUGGUUCUUCUAAAGCCAAGUAUGGCAGUCUAGCGGUGAGCUUUCUAUCAUAUUUCAUGGCGGCGGCGAAGCAAAACAUCGAGGAUCUCAAGGAGCGCUCUGCCAAACUCGCCAGUAUAAACGAUGCCUUUGCAAAAUUCCUGAAACAGCGUGACCGCUCCCGAACCAAGCCGUUCCUGGAAGUGGCUUGUUUCUUUGAGGACGAGUCGCUGUAUAAGAAGGGCGUUAAGAUUGGAAAGAUUGUUCCGAAGGAGUCUGCGAGCUGGCUGGGGGUUGAUGCGCUGUCGAUUUCAAAAGACCAUAUCGCCAUGUGCAAGUUUAGUGACGAGGAUAGUUCUGACUACAAGAGCGUUUCCGGGAAGUUGGCUCAGUGGGUCGCGGAUAUUGACAAGAAUCAGGACUUGAGCAGCGGGAGAGUGAAGGGGCUCAAUGCGCAGGUUUGUCACCACAGCUCCCCCCCGAUCCUUGGAGGUUUGACUGACGUUCGCGAACAGGGCAUUGUUGUCAACCAAGGGAAUGUCGAUAAUCGCGGAAUUACGAACCAUGGCGUUGUUACUGGAAACAAUUAUGGCACUUCUAAGGACGCGAUUAAGAUUACGGGGACUAUUGUGAGUACGGCACUUUCGAGGGAAGAGGUAGAUACUGACAGUAUGAAGAACUACAAUGGUGUAAAACCUGUUGUUGAGCCCGAAUGA